Messenger RNA from Symbiodinium pilosum, 501 nucleotides. The record is from the annotation of a GenBank genome assembly. Lineage: Eukaryota; Dinophyceae; Suessiales; Symbiodiniaceae.
AUGCCUGCAGCUAGAGUCAUAGCAGAUGAGAUAAGCUUCAAUGCUGGCAUCAGCGCAUGCGAAAAGGGUGGCGAGUGGCAGAUGGCUUUGUGUUUGCUAUCACAGAUGCCUGCAGCUAGGGUCAUAGCAGAUGAGAUAAGCUUCAGUGCAGGCAUCAGCGCAUGUGAGAAAGGUGGCGAGUGGCAGAUGGCUCUGUUUUGGCUAUCACAGAUGCCUGCAGCCAGAGUCAUAGCAAAUGAGAUAAGCUUCAGUGCAGGAAUCACGGCAUGCGGCGGUGCACGUCAGUGGCGCAGUGCUCUGGCACUCUUCUCAGGCAUCGUGUCAAAUGGCCAAACACCAAGCCAGGAAUCUUAUGCGCAGGUUUUGGAUGCGGUUUUCACAGAGAGACUGAGCUUUGGUCUUUUCCGGGAAGCUCGCGAGGACCAAGCUUGGCCGAACGCUGGAUCUUCACUCUCAUUCCAGUGGCUCAGCUGUGCUAGCUGUGCUGUGGUGGCUGGCUGA